CAAUUAACAUGCUAGCUAGUUAGCUAGCAACAAGCACAUUAAGACUAAAGAAGACAGGAUGAAAACAAAGUACACUCUGCGGGCUUUUUUUUGCUGACACAUAUUACAAGGAUAUUUCUAAAGACGAGGAAAGACAUCAUGUGACUGAGUUGCCCCUUUUCGAGAAAUGAGACUUUAGGACUUCUGCCCUCGUUGCUCAAACGAAGACCCACAUUUUAUCAGCAAAGGAUGCCUGCCACCAGGAAUAAGAUGCUCUCCUUGAGAACAAACACAGCCUAUGUUCCCUAACAGACACGAUUUCCCAGGCAGAUAGCAGAAGCAGUGUUCAAUUUCAAACUUUGAAAUGAAUUAGACCUGAUCAAGUACCUGAAGUGUGAAAACGGACCGUUCAAAUAUAAUUCUGGAUAAGGACGUACAACUGGGAACUAACAAGUUAACUAACUUUGAUAAACAGUCAUUUAAAGUGACCAGGGAAUUGCAGUGCGUUUAUCCAGAGUACAAGAAGAGCCCAUAAGACCUUGCUGGUGCCAGUGGCUGAGGACGAAGUUUUUCCCCUAAGAUGCUCCAGACCAACAACUACUCGUUGGUGCUGUUGAUCCAGCUGGUUCUGCUUGCUUAUGAUCUCUUUGUCAACUCCUUUAGUGAACUUCUGAGGGCAGCUCCUGUCAUCCAGUUAGUGCUUUUCAUCAUCCAGGACAUAGCCAUCCUGUUCAAUGUGAUCAUCAUCCUGCUGAUGAUGUUCAACACCUACGUGUUCCAGGUGGGCUUGGUGUCUCUUCUCCUGGAGCGCUUCAGAGCCCUCCUGCUGCUCUCUGCUGUGUACCUGACCCUCAGCAUCAGCUUUCACUGCUGGAUUGUGAAUCUGAGAUGGCUGGAAUCCAAUCGAUACAUUUGGACCAGCGGUCUGCAAGUUCUCUUCAUCUUUCAGAGACUAGCUGCCGUGUUGUAUUACUACUUCUACAAGCGUACAGCAGAAUACCUGGGAGACCCGAGGUUAUAUGAGGACUCUGUCUGGCUACGUGAUGCCUUUGCUCGAGCACGCCAGUGAAGGCGGUGAUGAUAGAACCGUCCCUGUGGUGUGGUGUUGCUUAAUGAGGCCACAUGGACAGGUUGGCUAGGAUUAAACCAAGAGGAAAAA
Messenger RNA from Hypomesus transpacificus, 1138 nucleotides. RefSeq names its product transmembrane protein 138 (gene tmem138). NCBI's taxonomy places the organism in Eukaryota, Metazoa, Chordata, Actinopteri, Osmeriformes, Osmeridae. The record is from RefSeq and is a predicted model, not a curated record. The transcript has 5 exons. The coding region runs from base 560 to 1048 and encodes 162 amino acids. Gene Ontology annotation, cellular component: cilium.